CUAAUGUCAGAUCCUGGGAAAAUUAAAUAAUUUCCAAAAAUAAAAGUCCAUUUAAUGUUUUAUUGCUUCGUUCGAUUGCAAUGGCGACGACAGUAAGACUACAAUGUCUUAAAAGGAUUGGUGAAAACAUUAAGAAGUACAAACUUAUCACGUUAAACGAUAAACAAGAGGUAACAAUUGGACGAAACCCUGAUGUUACUGUGUGUAUUCUGUCGACAAUGAUCUCAAGAUGCCAUGCAGUAUUGAAGAAAAAUAGCAGUGAAAAAUGGACAAUCAAAGACAACAAGAGUCUGAAUGGUGUGUUCAUAAACGAAAAAAAGUUGGAACCUUUAAAGCCGUAUGAGCUGAAUGAAGGAGACAUUGUACAACUCGGGGUUCCAAUUAGUUCCGAAGUUCCAGCGGAGUUUGUGUUUAAGUUUCACAAUGCUCUGAAAGUAAAGCGAGAACGCAAAGAUGAGGGUUAUGAUACACCAGAUGGCAAAAGAAUCAAACUGCAAGGAACCAAGGAUCAGCAUCCAGGUUCAAAGCCUAUCCCGGAGAGUGACAGUCAUGUAAGCAGUUCCCGGAUUGAGGCUGACCCCAGUGUCCCCCAGGCUGGCCCUGCCUCACGGGGGUGUGGCACUGGGGUGGGGCGUGAGACUGGAUCGCCGUACAGAAAUUACCAGCAGCAGAUGCAGGCCAAAGACAAGGAGGCAGAGGAAAAAAUGGCUGCCAUGGAGGCCAAACUAAAGGAAAUGCAGGAUAAACUUAAAGAAAAGGAGAGUGCUGAGCUGGAGAUGGCGCACCAGCUGCAUAUGGAGAAAGUGCGGCGGGAACUUCAGUCUCGAGACAUGGCGGACCUGAGACUCAAGGAAGAACAGCUCAAAUUGGAGCUCGAGAAAAAACAGGAGGAAGUAGCACGGGAAAAGCGUGAGAUGGAGGAAAAACUACGGGAGGAGCUCGAGGAUGUGCUCAGUGUGCGCGAGGCAACCCUCAUGGAGAGUCUUGAGGCACAGAAACAGGCUUUACUAAAGGAAAAGCGAGACGUGGAGGACAAACUAAAACAGGAGCUGAAGACUGAGAAGGAGAAAGACAAGAGACUGACAGACGAGUUGGAGCAGCAGCAACAGAAACUUCAGAAGGUGAUCGAGACAAAGGAAGCUGAACAGCGUCUCCUGGAGAGUCAGCUGUUCGCAACCAAGGAGGAGAAGGAUCGCCAACACGAGGAGGUGCUCCGUGCACGAGAGGACGUGCUCGCAAACUUUGCCGAACUGAUGGAGACCGAGCUCCAGUGUAGCAUCUGUAGUGAGCUCUUUGUCAGGAGGAAGAUGAAGCGUUUGAUGAAGCAAAUAAACCAAAGCCAGCAGCUGCCCCACCCACCAGAGGACGUGGUCGAGGGGGAAGGGGUCGUGGUGGUAGGGGCAGGGGAGGAGCCAGGGGCAUUAACACUGACCCAGAGCCCUCACCCACCUCCUGAAGUGCCAGCUCCUAUAGUUCUUUCAGACGAUAAUGAUGAUGAUGAUGAUAGUUUGAAUGAUAGUAUGGACAGUUUUAGAUCCUUGUCGAGUGUUUCGGAUGAUUCUCUUGAUGAUGUAAGCGGUGAUGAAGGGGCCUACUAUGGCGGAUAUGGACGGUGCUACACAUGUGGAUCUGCGGGUCACUGGGCUAAUGGAUGUCCGUUCAGAUAACACACACCAACAACAGUAUGCAGGAUGGAAAUCCUUGAUAAUUCUUUGAAUGUGUUGGAGAAAUAACACCGAUGAGUGAACUUGGGGGCGUUGUUUCUGCUUGAGGAAAACGUGAAUAAAUUACCGGUUUGAAAAAAUUUGUGGAUGAAUCAACUUGAAGGCGAUUUUCAUGUCUGUGGAUAAAUCAACUUUAAAGCCAUUUUGUGUUUGAGAAAUAACAUGGAUAAAAAAAACUUAAGAGUUUUCUUGUUUUAGACAUAACCCGGAUGAAUCAACUUUCAAACGUUUUUAAUGUUUGAGAAAUAACAUUGAUGAAUCAACUUUCAAGCGUUUUUCAUGUUUGAGAAAUAACGUGGAUGAAUCAACUUUCAAGCGUUUUUCAUGUUUGAGAAAUAAAGUGGAUGAAUCAACUUAAAAGUGUUUUUCAUGUUUGAGAAAUAACGUGGAUGAAUCAACUUAAAAGCGUUUUUCAUGUUUGAGAAAAAACGUGGAUGAAUCAACUUAAAAGUGUUUUUCAUGUUUGAGAAAAAACGGGGAUGAAUCAGCUAUAAAGUGUUUUUCAUGUUUGAGAAAAAACGUGGAUGAAUCAGCUAUAAAGCAUUUUUCAUGUUUGAGAAAGAAACGUGGAUGAAUCAAUUUUAAAGUGUUUUUCAUGUUCGAGAAAUAACCUAGAUGAAUCAGAUUUAAAGUUUUUCAUGUUCGAGAAAUAACCUAGAUGAAUCAGCUUUAAAGUGUUUUUCAUGUUUGAGAAAUAACCUAGAUGAAUCAGCUUUAAAGUGUUUUUCAUGUUCGAGAAAUAACCUAGAUGAAUCAGCUUUAAAGUGUUUUUCAUGUUUGAGAAAUAACGUGGAUGAAUCAGAUUUAAAAUGGGUUUAUUUGUGCUUGAGAAAUAACAUGGAUGAAUCAACUUUAAAGCGUUUUUUUUGUGUUUGAGAAAUAAUUUGGUUUAGAAAUAACGUGGAUAUAUAAACUUACAAUUUUUGAAAGUGUUUUUUGGUGCUUGAAAAAAGAACUUGAAUAAAUAAACUUUAAAGCAUUUUUUAACUUUGAAAAAAAUGUUGAUGAAUCACCUUGAAAGCAAUUUCGUGUUUGUGAAAACUUUGCGUUAAUCAAUUUGAAGGCUUGUUUCAAGUUUAUAGAGGGUGUUUUUCAUUGUUGAUUUUUUUGUUACGAUGAAAAUAUCUUUUGUGGCUGAGAAAAAACGUGGAUAGUGUUUUUUGAUGUACAUGUAUCUACAAUUAGAUGUUUUUCUAGUUUUUACUGAAUAUUAAAAUAAUUAUGGAUUAUAUUCAGUAAUAACAAUGUUUAAAUGGUAUUUUUGUUGCAACAUACAUUUUAUCAAUCAUUCAUGUUCAUACAAAUUCUUCAUAUUAGGCCUAAAAAAAAAAUACAUUUGGUUCAGGUAACCCAACCUAUCUACGGAAUAGGUGCCGACCCUACCGUAUUUAUAGUCAGUUUGAAAUUUUUUUUAAAAACUAAUACAAAAAAUGUGGUUUUUUUUGUUGUUUUUUUAAUUGCUUUUCAAUAUGUAGUUUAAAACUUUAAAAAAAUCAAAUGCUUAUACAGAAGAUAACUUUAACACCAUUCCGCUGUGAUGAAAAUGACAUUCUUUUAUAAAAAGCCUACCUAUUUUUAAAAAGGAUGUUACCCUAACCAAACAUAAUUUUGUUUAGGCCUUAGUGUCUUUGUAUACUAGUAUGUUGUUCAUAACAUGAAUGGCUGAUUUUGCAUGAAACACAUGUGUACCACAUGACCAAAUUGAAAUAUAGUUUGAUUUCCAUCGAUAAUCUUCUGGCCCCAAUUUCUCGAAACUUUUUGAGCUUAACAGGCAUAAGUCGCUUAUUUUAAUUAGCCAAAAUACAUACUGAAAAUAGAAUUUGAUAAAUGAAAAAUGAUUUAUUCUGAUUAUCAUACAGAUGAUUCUUACAUAAUUUCUAAACUAAUUUAAAAAACUCUUUAAGAAGUAAAUAUAAAGCAUUUUAUAGAACAACAAAAAUAGUGAGAUUAGCUUAAUCCUGUUAUAAGGGACUUAAGAAGUUUCAAGAAAUUGGGGCCAGUGCAUUAGCGUUUUUGAUAAAUCCAGGUGUUAAUUUUAUUGUUCAAUGCUUGUAGAUGUUUCCGUCUAUACACAAACUCCUGUAUCUGAUUGGUAACAAGCAGGUGGAGUUUACCAUUCAAUAACAAGCAGGUGGAGUUUACCAUUCAAUAACUUUCAUUCGGAUAAAAUUUACAAUGCUAUUCACUUGUUAUAGCAUGCGAGUUAUUAAUGUUUUCCCUGACAUCAUGGUACAAAAAACGUGCAUCACACACCAAAGUGCUUUUGUAUCAUAUGAAAAAACUUGGGUUAUAAGUGACAGUGGUGGAAAUUAGCACAAGCCAGCAAGCCCUGCACUGGUAAAAUGUCUUUCGGGCUUGCUCAAAUUCUGAAUUUUAUAUAGUAGGGCUUGUUCAAAAAUUUGAUGCCAAGCAAUAGUAUAAUAAUUUGGGCUUGUUCAUCCAAAAGUCUAAUUUCGAUGACUGAAGUGAUGUAGCUAUUACUUAACAGUUGUCAAUUUGAUAUAACCAGAUCAGGCAAACACCAUUAUUGUCCUACCUCAAGUAAUAAUACCACAGUCAGGGUCGCGCUUUAGGGUUAAUUAGCCAAGUUCUUUCAUUGCCAAUUCUUAUGAUUAAUCUUUAUGUAUAUUUUGCAACAUGUUCAUGCUUCUUUUUUAUAUGAUGCAAAUUAUUCAGUGACAUUGCACAAAAAUAUGCACCACUGUCUUUUCUGCAUUUGAUAUCCUUUUCUUAACCAAAUUUCAGUUAGUGUUACUACAAACAUGUUGAUGUUACUUUAAUUACUGGUACCUAUGAAUUAAAUAAAGGAGUUGAUCUAG
Molecule: messenger RNA, 4543 nt
Organism: Mya arenaria
Lineage: Eukaryota; Metazoa; Mollusca; Bivalvia; Myida; Myidae
Product: E3 ubiquitin-protein ligase RNF8-like
Molecular function (GO): protein binding; zinc ion binding; nucleic acid binding
Source: RefSeq, a predicted model, not a curated record